AUGAAGUUCCAGACUCUCUGCAUGUCUCUCUUGGGUGCCGCCGCGCUGGCGACCGCGCUGCCCGUCGAUACGCCCACCGCGCCUACCGACCCGGUCUGCCUGCCCUUCGAAAAGGUGACCAAGCUCGCCGAGAAAUUCCCUGGGCUUGCGGACGAACUAGCGAACUUGAGAAAGGCAUCUCAGCCUGAGAAACGCCAGGAUUUAAAGGUUGACGAGGAUCUGUGCCGUGCCCUCAAGGCUACUCCCGGCACCGUCUCCAUCCCCAACAGGAAUGCUCUACAGAAGGCUUGCAACAAGUUGGAGGCCGAGAAGGGGGCUGCUCAGCCUGAAAAGCGCCAGGAGCAGCCUCCAUCAGUAAACAAGGCUGUUGGCGAUGUUAAAGCAGCUGUCGGCAACGCUGCUGGUCUUGGGUUACCCGUAUAA
Molecule: messenger RNA, 423 nt
Organism: Aspergillus pseudonomiae
Lineage: Eukaryota; Fungi; Ascomycota; Eurotiomycetes; Eurotiales; Aspergillaceae
Exons: 2
Coding region: 1-423 (140 amino acids)
Source: RefSeq, a predicted model, not a curated record